Messenger RNA from Hippopotamus amphibius kiboko, 1595 nucleotides. It is a transcript of the gene SYT8, whose product is annotated as synaptotagmin 8. Gene Ontology annotation, biological process: cellular response to calcium ion; regulation of calcium ion-dependent exocytosis; calcium ion-regulated exocytosis of neurotransmitter. The record is from RefSeq and is a predicted model, not a curated record. The transcript is spliced from 7 exons. Gene Ontology annotation, cellular component: dense core granule; axon; synaptic vesicle membrane. Gene Ontology annotation, molecular function: calcium ion binding; phosphatidylserine binding; clathrin binding. Bases 188 to 1495 code for a protein of 435 amino acids. NCBI's taxonomy places the organism in Eukaryota, Metazoa, Chordata, Mammalia, Artiodactyla, Hippopotamidae.
CCAGCGCCUGCCUCCCGCUGGCGCCACUCAGAACCCUUGCCCCCGGCCAACCUGGACUGCCUCCUUGCGCAGGCAGACGGAGCUGGCUGCGCUGGGCAGGUGGGAUAGUGGGCAGGGGCCCGAGGGGCCAUCCUCACAGGUGACCUGGCUUCCCUGGCUGUUUGCUCCAGGCCAGCAGGGCGAGGAGAUGGGGUGCCCGCCAGACCCCCGCAGCACCCGGGCCCCGGCGGGCACCAUGGCUGUACCCGGGCUCAUUCCGGACCUCUUUGCCCGGAUCCCCUGGGAGUUUUGGGACCUCCGAGAGAGGCGGCUCCGUGGGGCACUCAUUGCCGCCGCGGCCGUGGCGGGCAUGCUCAUUGUUUCCUGCCUGCUCUGUGCCAUCUGCUGCUGCCACCGUGGCUGCCACAGGAAGAAGCCCAGAGACAAGGAGACCGUGGGCCUGGGCAGCGCCCAUGGCUCCACCACCACCCACCUGGUACAGCCGGAUGUGGGCAACAUGGAGCCUGACACUGGGGGGCCGCGGCAGUGGGGGCGCCUGCAGCUGUCCAUGGAGUAUGACUUUGGAAGCCAGGAGAUCAAGGUGGACCUCAAGCAGGCUGCGGACCUGAGGCCCAGGGGCCCGGGCGGCACGGCGGACCCCUACGCGCGUGUCAGCCUCUCCCCCGAGGCCGGGUGCAGGCACGAGACGAAGGUGCACCGUGGCACACUCUGCCCCAUGUUUGAGGAGACCUGCUUCUUCCAAGUGAGUGCCCCCCCCGCGGAGCUGCCCCGGACCACCCUGCAGGUACAGGUGCUGUACUACAGGCACUUCUCCCAGCACGAGCUGCUGGGUGGCCUCUGUCUCCCACUGGUCCCCGUGGACCCACGGCACCUCCUGGAGCUCUGGCACCCACUGGGCCCACCCGAUGCCACCGCCGAGCCUGAGCUGACGGGGGAGCUGUGCUUCUCACUCCGGUAUGUGCCCGGCUCGGGCCACCUGACCAUGGUCAUGCUGGAGGCCCGAGGCCUGAGCCCAGUGCUGGCAGAGCUCUACGUGAAGGUCCAGCUUAUGCUGAACCAGAGAAAGUGGAAGAAGAGAAAGACGUCUGCCAGGAAGGGCACGGCCACCCCUUACUUUAAUGAGGCCUUCACCUUCCUUGUGCCCUUCAGCCAGAUCCAGGUGGGCUGCCUGGAGGAGGGGGCAGGGGAGGUACCUCGCUCAGGGCUAAACUGGCUGCUGUCUUUCUCCCCUCCCACCGCACCUCUGCCUGCCUCUACCCAGAACGUGGAUCUUGUGCUGGCUGUCUGGGCCUGGGGCCUGCAGUUCCGGGCCGAGCCCGUGUGCAAGGUUCUCCUGGGUGCCUGGGCCUCUGGCCAGCCCCUACAGUAUUGGGCAGACAUGCUUGUCCACGCCUGGCGGCCUGUCGCCCGGUGGCACCGCCUGCAGCCAGCCGGGGAGGUGGACCGGGCCCUGGCCUUGCAGCCCCGCCUGCACCUGCCCUGGCCUGGCUCCUGAAAGCAGCCCCGGGCCUGGGUCUCCCCGGGCUGGGCCGUGGGCCCCAUGCAGGUGGUCCUGGGGAUGCACCAUAAUAAACAUCUUCUCCCCCCCGCACUGU